UCGUUGAUCAAUUUGUGGCUUCGACUCCGACAAUUGAACCAGGCGUUGGGAAGUGCAGUUGGCAGUCAAAACUCAUUUCUAUCUUAACAGCUGCCGAUAAUGCCGACAAAACUCAUCAAUUAGGCGUUGACUACGAUGAUGGAGAGGAAUAUGUACAAAGAAAAAGAGCAACUUUUUGUACCACAUUCGAAAGAGAAUUCGGCAAGCCCAGAACCGAAGGUAAGAACUACACCGAAGAAGAAAUCCCGGUCCACUUGGAAAAACUUUUGGACCAAACUAAUGGCGCUAGCACCGUACAUGUGGCCCAAAAAGGCUAUUUAUAGAAACCUCCAAAUCCGCAUUAUCUUGUGUUUUUUCCUCCUGGGUAUAGGGAGGGUCAUCAACCUCUAUAUCCCCAUUUAUAAUAAGAUCAUAGUUGACUCGUUGACAAAUCUCGACGCCGUUGCCUACAGAUGGGACUGGAUUGUGAUCUACGUCUCUCUAAAGUUCUUACAGGGGGGUGGUUUGGACACGUUGGGCUUCCUCAACGACCUCAGGUCCCUUUUGUGGGUGGCAGUACAGCAAUAUACCAGCAGAGAAGUGAAGGUUACAUUGUUCCGCCACCUACACGGACUUUCUUUAAGCUGGCACCUCAACAGGAAAACAGGGGAGGUACUCCGGGUCAUGGAUCGCGGCACCGAAAGUGUCGACAAUCUGAUAAACGUCAUAUUUUUUUCCUUAGCGCCGGCGGUCAUCGAUAUCCUCAUUGCCGUGAUUUAUUUGUGCACCGCAUUCAACUACUGGUUCGGCAUCACAGUCUUGACAACGUUGGUGAUGUACGUUGCUGUGACUGUAAUCCUGAUCGAAUCGAGGUCUGACAUUCGUAGGGCAAUGAACGAAGCGGACAACAAGCGUAGAGGUAGAAGCGUCGACUCUCUACUGAAUUUCGAAACCGUGAAGUAUUACAACGCGGAAAAUUACGAGGUCGAAACAUUUAACGGAGAACUGCUCAAGUUUCAAGGGAAACAAUUGAAAGCGAAUCUGACGCUAAACAUUCUACACUGCUCUCAAAAUGUUGUGCUCUGCGCGGGUCUGCUAGCCGGAUCUUUAAUGGCCGCGCGUAUGGCCACGGAAACAUCUACCUCAACCGUCGGCGACUACGUCAUGUUCUUGUCUUACGUCGUGCAAUUAUACGGUCCCUUGAAUAUGUUCGGCUUCCACUAUAGGCAAAUCCAAAACAGUUUCGUCGAUAUGGAGAACAUGCUCGACUUGUUAGAGCAAGAACCGGCGAUCGUCGACUGCCCAGACGCCACAUCUCUAGAUGUCAACGGGGGAGCCAUUCAAUUUGAAAGGGUUACGUUUGGUUACGUGUCCGAGGAGAUCGUUUUGAAGGAAGUCAGCUUUUCCUUAAUGCAGGGCCAAACAGUCGCCUUGGUAGGUCCGUCGGGGAGCGGGAAAAGCACCAUCUUGAGACUGCUUUUCCGUUUCUACGACGCGGAUGCGGGAUCAAUCAAACUCGACGGUCAGAAUAUUGAACACGUGUCCCAAAAUUCGCUGCGCAAGGCAAUUGGAGUGGUGCCACAGGACACGGUGCUGUUUAACAAUACCGUUAAGUUUAAUAUCAAAUACGGCAGGAUGGACGCAUCGGACGCAGACGUAAUCGAGGCUUCCAAAGGGGCGGAUAUUCACGACAGAAUUAUGACGUUUCCAGAGGCGUACGGCACAAUAGUAGGCGAGAGGGGCUUGCGCUUGAGCGGAGGCGAGAAGCAGAGGGUGGCGAUCGCGAGGACAUUGCUCAAGGCUCCCGAGAUAGUACUGCUAGACGAGGCGACGAGUUCCUUGGACACCCACGCUGAAAGAAACAUCCAAGCGUCGCUGAGGAAGUUAUGCGAGCACAGGACCACCCUUAUAGUAGCUCACAGACUCUCCACUGUGAUACACGCGGACGAAAUUUUGGUGCUGAAGGACGGGGAGGUCGUGGAAAGAGGAAGGCACUCCGAACUUGUAGAGAAGGAGGGGUUAUACUGCGACAUGUGGAAGCGGCAACUGGAUAGUGGUCUGGAGUAACCAGUAUGGCUCGACGCUAUGUUUUUUUUUUGUACAGAAUAAAUUAGAAAAAUUAAAUGUUUCAAUAACUGGAGUUAAGGUUUACUUUA
Messenger RNA from Cylas formicarius (sweet potato weevil), 2135 nucleotides. RefSeq names its product ATP-binding cassette sub-family B member 6-like. The transcript has 9 exons. Gene Ontology annotation, biological process: heme transport; transmembrane transport. Gene Ontology annotation, cellular component: membrane. Gene Ontology annotation, molecular function: ATP binding; ATP hydrolysis activity; ABC-type heme transporter activity. The coding region runs from base 136 to 2046 and encodes 636 amino acids. The record is from RefSeq and is a predicted model, not a curated record. NCBI's taxonomy places the organism in Eukaryota, Metazoa, Arthropoda, Insecta, Coleoptera, Brentidae.